This is a messenger RNA of Pipistrellus nathusii (Nathusius's pipistrelle), 1767 nucleotides long. The record is from the annotation of a GenBank genome assembly. NCBI's taxonomy places the organism in Eukaryota, Metazoa, Chordata, Mammalia, Chiroptera, Vespertilionidae.
AUGAUGAGUUCAAGCUAUUGGAAUGAGAUGAACAGCAGCAGCUGUGGGAUCCCAGAGGUGCUGCAGUGCCAGCCCCAGCAUUACCACUGCUACCAUCAGUCAAGUCAAGCCCAGCAGCCUCCAGAAAAAAAUGUAGUGUAUGAGCGAGUGAGGACCUACAGUGGACCCAUGAAUAAGGUGGUUCAAGCCUUGGAUCCCAUCGGCUCCCGGGAAGUGCUCUCCCCUCUCAAAUCUUCCUCCUCCUACCAAAAUUUGGUUUGGAGCGACCAUUCUCAGGAACUCCAUUCUCCAACUCUGAAAAUAUCUACUUGUACCCCAAGCACUCUACACAUGACCCCAAGUACUGAGCAGGAACUUCAUUCUCCAGUAGUAAAAGUCACUACAUAUCCACAGACCACUAUUAGGAGAUAUAUAGUACAAAAUCCUGAACAGGAACCACUGUCUCCAUUCGUAAGAGGAGGUCAUUUCUUCCCAGGAAACAAUGUUAUUUAUGAAAAAACAAUAAGAAAAGUGGAGAAGCUAAAUAUGGAUCAGGAAUUCUAUCCUCAAGUUCAGUGCCAUCAUCACAUUGUCCAACAGCCCCAGAUCAUCCACUCUCCGCACUGUCAACAAUCCCAUUCUAGCCAGCAAAUCCAAACUAUCACAGGAGGUGACUCAGUAUCUACAAGCAUUGGAAGUGACCUUUGCCAUGGUGAAUCAAGCCAUACACAUGAACAGGUGAUAAUUCAGGAUGAUGGCCCUGAAAAAUUGGAUCCCAAAUAUUUUGGAGAGUUACUUGCUGAUCUAAACCGCAAAAAUGCAGAUCUAUAUCACUGCCUGUUAGAACAUUUGCAGAGAAUUGGAGGAAGCAAACAAGACUUUGAGUCCACAGAUGAGUCAGAAGACAUUGAAUCCUUGAUUCCUAAUGGAUUGUCAGAGUUUACAAAACAGCAAAUUCGCUACAUUUUGCAGAUGAGGGGUAUGUCUGAUAAAUCACUCCGGCUAGUGCUGUCCACAUUCAGCAACAUACGGGAGGAGCUUGGACAUCUUCAAAAUGACUUGACAUCGCUGGAAAAUGACAAGAUAAGACUUGAAAAAGACUUGGUUUUCAAAGAAACUCAAAUAAAAGAAUAUGAAGAUCUUUUGGCAUCCGUGAGAGCAAAUAAUCGUCAGCAGCUGCAAGGACUUCAAGACUCAACUUCAAAAUGCCAAGCAUUGGAGGAAAGCAAUCUCUCUCUUCGACAUACACUAUCAGACAUAGAAUAUCGAUUAAAAGAACUGGAAUACUGUAAACAUAAUUUAGAACAAGAGAAUAAAAAUCUUAGAAUUCAGGUUUCUGAGACAUGCACAGGCCCUAUGCUACAGGCUAAAAUGGAUGAGAUUGGCAACCAUUACAUGGAAAUGCUAAAAAACUUAAGAAUGGAGAAAGACAGAGAGAUCUGUAAGCUAAGGACUCAAUUAAAUCAGUAUCAAAAAGAUGUUUCAAGAAGAGAAGGAAGUUGCAGUGAUUUCCAGUUCAAGAUUCAUGAACUGACAAGCUUGCUGGAAGAGAAGGAUUCCCUUAUAAAGCGUCAGUCAGAGGAACUCUCGAAGUUGAGACAAGAGAUUUAUUCAUCUCAUAACCAAUCCUCCAGUGGUGGAAGGACUACAAUUACUACUACUAAAAAGUACAGGACACAAUAUCCAAUCCUAGGACUCCUGUAUGAUGACUAUGAAUAUAUACCACCAGGUAGCGACACACAGACAAUUGUAAUUGAGAAAACAGAAGACAAAUGGACCUCUCCAUGA